Plasmodium vinckei vinckei is the source of this 2520-nucleotide messenger RNA. RefSeq names its product autophagy-related protein 23, putative. The transcript has 19 exons. The record is from RefSeq and is a predicted model, not a curated record. Bases 1 to 2520 code for a protein of 839 amino acids. Lineage: Eukaryota; Apicomplexa; Aconoidasida; Haemosporida; Plasmodiidae.
AUGCUAAAGGGCACACAAAAUAUACAAAUUAAAAAACCUAUUGGCAAUGAGUUGCUUAUGGGAAUUAAAAAAAUGGAGAAUGAGUUAAAAAAGAGAAAUGAAGAAUUUGAAGAAUUGAGCAAUAAUUAUAGAGAAAUAUAUGGGCUAUAUGUUAUGACAAAGAAAAACUUAGAUGAAUCGUCAAAUAACUUUCAAGGAAAGGUCUGGAAACUGGAAUCUGUGAUAAAAGGAAAAGAUAAUGAAUACAUGAACCUAAAGGCAAAUUUCCAAGAAGUGCUGGAGGAAAAAAAUAAACUUGAAGAAGACAUUGAGGAGUAUGAAAAGGCCAUUUAUGAGAUUAACGAAAAUUUGACCUCUCUAAAGGAAGCACAUAUGGACGAAUUAAAAGAAAUCCAAGAAGAAAUCUCCAAUCUUUAUUUAGAAAUUGAAAAGUCAAAGGAACAAUUAGACACCAUGCAAGAAGAAUGUGAAGAUCUAAGAAAGCUUAAUCAUGACAAAAGUAACACAAUCGAUUCACUAAGUAAAGAAAUUGACGCCCUUAAGGAAGAGAAAAAACAACGUGAAAAUGAAAUGGAAUUAAUAAUAUCUUGUCAAAAUAAAGUAAAAAUGGAAAUGGAAUAUAUGAAUAAAGAAAAGGAUAAAUUAAAGGAAGAUGAAGACAAGUUUUUAAUGGAGAAAAAACAUUUUGAAAUAUAUAAACAGCAACUAGAAGAAGAGAAAAAAAAGAUUGAAAAAAAAAAUGAAGAAUUAGGAAAAGAAAAAGAUAGACAAGAAAACAAUAUGAAAAAUAUUGUAAUAAAGUAUAACAACUUACAAAAAAAAGUAGAUGAUCUUUCAGAGGACAAUUCGAAUAAGGAUACUUGUAUAAAGGAAAACCAAAAUAAAAUAAACUUGUUGAAUGAUGAAAACAGUGUUCUUAAGAAUGAAGUCACAACUCUAAAUUCUAAAAUGCAAGAAUUAAAAAAUGAGCUAGAUAGCGAACAAAAAAAAAAUACAGAAUUGAUGGAAAAUGUUGACAACAAAACCAAUGAAGUGUCUCAAAGGGACUCUAUUAUACAAAUUUUAUAUAGUAAAUUGAAAGAACAGGAGAACGAAAACCUUAUAUUCCAGAAUGAAAAUAUAUCUUUGAAAAAUCAUAGUAAAAAAUUGAAUACAAUUUUAGAAAAUAGGAAAAAGGAAAUGGAUCACAUUGAAAAUGGCUUAUGCGAUAAACUGUCUAAAUUAAUAAUUAAAAGAAAAAUAAGGGACAAAGAUGACUUAUGCUUUGAAGGACAUCCCCAAUCAAUGCUCUUGAAAAUUUUAUGGGAUGGUUAUGUAGACAUAUGCAAAAAUGUAUUACGAUCAAGGGACACCUAUUUAUUUACUCAAAACCGAAAUCAUAAAUUUAUUUCUGUUUAUGACACAGAUUUGUUUUUGGAUAUCACCCAGGAAAGCAAGAACAAAUGCUCGAUCUCAUACAAAAGUGAAACUCGAGGUAUUUUUUUUGUAAAUGAUGAUGAAAGUAAAAACAUGAUUUAUGUUGGGCCAUUUAGUAAGUAUAGUGGAUAUAAUGUAUCAGUAUGUAAAAAAAGUAACAAUUUGGAAUUAACUAGUAAGGCUAAAAAUAGUUACAUAUUUGAAGAGAUGUGUACAACAAAGAAGGGAACAAAAUUAAUUUUAAUAAAAGAAAAAGAGAGUGGUAAAUAUUUUGGUGGAUUACAUAAUAAUUUUUAUUUUGAAAAACAAAAACAAAAACAAAAUGGUGUCGAUAAGUCAUAUUAUAAUGAUGCAGUAAAUAAACUAAUUGACUACAUGUCAAAUGAUAAGGAAGAAAAUGCAAGUAUGGUAUUGAAAAAAUGUAAUAGUGAAGUUAAAAUCGAAGAAGGAAGUGUGCAGGUUGAAAAUGCUGAGAAGGUUGAACAGGUUGAAAAGGUUGAAAAUGCUGAGACGGUUGAGGAGAGUGAGGAGAGUGAGGAGAGUGAACUGGUUGACGGUACGAAAGAAAUGAAUGAGGAAAACAAAACAUCUGAUAACAAAAUAGAAGACGAAAAUGUUCAUAAAUAUAAUAUAGCUAAAGAUAUGUUGCUAUUAUCAAAUAGUAAUUGUAAUAGUACAACCGAUAAUGAUAGUAAUGGAUAUUUUUACAUGAAUAAUAAAUUUGGUUGUCAAGAGGGAGGAAAUAAUGAUGAAGACUUUGAUGAGAAUAAUUCAAGCUUAAAAAAAUAUAUAGGAAAUAAUAAUUUAUAUAAUUAUACAAAUAUAUCAAUGCAUAAAUGUUAUAUUGCUAAUACUCCAUGUUUUAAUAAUACAGUUUUAACAUUAACAGAAAAUAAAGAUGAAGCAAUAUUAUUCGAAGUUUUUAACUAUGAGCAAAUUGUUGAACACGAUUCAAUUAAAUACGCCUCAGAAUGUAUUUUACAAUUUCUUUUAAAUUUCAAAAAAACUAGUUCCCAAGAUUUAUCAACAGUAUGUAGUAACAAAAAUUCAAACUUCAUAUCAUUGAAUGAUGAAGACUGGAAUAUACUUCCAGCAUAUAUGUAA